AAUUCGUGGUCUGUGGUGAAAACUUCAAGUUUCAAAAAUCAAAAUACGUUAUUCGAAAUGUUUGAAUUGUACAAAUGAGUGAAUCUUUGUUAAGUAUUUAAUAAAUGUAUUGUGUGUUCAGAAUCGCAAAAAACUUGUUUAGUUAAAUUUUAAAAUGAGUAACCGUACCUAUGACGGCAAGGAAAACAGACCGAACACCGCUGGAAGAUCUGACACGUGCCCCUCAAAUAUACAGAAACCGCCAGCUGCUGGCUCCUCAAGUACACAUCCCACGGAUUUUAAAGUGCCAUUACCUCGACCCCGUCCUCUUCAAACGAACAACAAAGUGAAUGAUAAAGAACAUACUGCGAAUCAAGACGCUGCGGAAAAGAAACAAGAAUGGGCACUGUCGGACUUCGAUUUAGGACGUCCACUUGGGAAAGGUAAAUUCGGCAAUGUUUACUUAGCACGCGAAAAGAAAUCGCUUUACGUGGUCGCAUUAAAGGUGCUCUUUAAAAGCCAAAUCUUAGACUCUGAUAUCGAACACCAAGUCAGGCGCGAGGUGGAAAUCCAGUGUAGAUUGAGACAUCCGAACAUCCUGCGCAUGUACGGCUAUUUCCAUGACGAGAAACGCAUUUAUUUAAUCCUAGAGUACGCAAAACACGGCGCGCUUUACAAAUUACUGAAGGAACGCGGGCGUUUCGACGAAGUAACCGCUGCCAUUUACAUUCGGGACUUGACCAAGGCUUUAAUAUACUGUCACUCUAGAAAAGUUAUUCAUCGAGAUAUUAAACCCGAGAAUUUAUUGAUUGGCUAUAAUUAUGAACUUAAGAUAGCUGAUUUCGGUUGGUCAGUGCAUUCUCCAUCUUCAAGACGCAUGACAUUGUGUGGAACGUUAGAUUAUCUUUCUCCGGAGAUGAUCGAGGGCAAGCCUCACAGUUAUGCAAUUGAUAUAUGGAGUCUUGGGGUCCUUUGUUAUGAACUGUUAGUAGGGCUCCCUCCGUUUGAAGCGAAAGAUGCUAAUCAGACAUAUAAAAAGAUUAAAUAUGUUAUAGUCAAGUAUCCAGACUAUAUUUCUGCCCAAGCAAGAGAUUUGAUGGGGAAACUACUAGUCAUUGAACCAGAGAAUAGAUUGCCGUUGGUACAUGUGCUGCAACAUCCGUGGAUUAGGGACAAUGCCCCAGAAGGUGUGAAGCCACCAGUUUUUAAUCCUGAAAAUAGUGAAAAAUGAUACACCUAACAUUAUUAAGAAGAUCUAAGUGUCUAUAAAACAUCUAGAGCUGUUAAAAGUUCUAUUCACACACAACCAAGCAGUGCUAAUAAAGUUGGGUGUUUUCUUUAGAAAAUAUUGGUCUAAUUAUCAUGAAUUUGUCAGUAUAUGGACCAGUACAAUGUGUAUAAAAUAACUAAAAAUAUGCCACAUUCCUGACAUUGCAUGAUUUAGAGUUAAUUUUAAUUUUAUCAAAAGAAAUAAUGAAAUUAGUUGUUAGAGUUUGUUAAGGGCCUGUGUAGACAAGGGACAAAGUCAAUGCAGUUUUAUGGUCAGUCAUAUUUCUCACUGGCUGAGAAUUAUCAAAAAAAAGUUGAGGAUUAACAUACAUAUACCCUCAUCUGCGCAGGCUUCUAAUUCUUACUGCCAUCCAGACUUUUCUGACAUUAAAUUCAUUAAUUUUAUUAUAUAGAAGUAGAUUAGGCAAUUAUGAGUGGAUGGAUGAGGAAGGCGGAGAGUUGUGUGUGGUGGUGCACUCUUGGGCAGGCCUAUGUCCAGCAGUGGACGUAAACAGGCUGAUUGAUUGAUAGGCAAUUAUAAUAACUACUUAGUAUUAUAUCUUUAACCCUUUUGUUGUCAUACUAUUUAAAUUUGUUUUGAGUCCUUUGUAAUCUUGAACAAUCAGCAAAAAAAAAUCGAUAAGUAAUAGACUCUUUAUUAAUUUACAAGUAUGAGUAACAUUUUAAACUAUUUCAAAAUGGUCAUAGUUAAUGUUGCCACUCUGUAUAACAUAUAACCUGUGCAGAAUUAAAUAAAAAGCAACAGUUAUUAUCUUAAAUUAUAGUCUAGUAUUCAAUGCAUUCUUCUACAGUAAUUUACUAUUUAAUAUGAACAUAAUAGAAAAAAUUGUGACUGAAAAUACUAUUUAUUCUUAAUCAUGUUAAAAUCCUAAAUUUUUAAAUAAAAAUGUCUAAUGUACU
This is a messenger RNA of Maniola jurtina (meadow brown), 2169 nucleotides long. RefSeq names its product serine/threonine-protein kinase Aurora-2-like. Gene Ontology annotation, biological process: mitotic spindle organization; protein phosphorylation; regulation of cytokinesis. Gene Ontology annotation, cellular component: spindle pole centrosome; spindle midzone; chromosome passenger complex. Gene Ontology annotation, molecular function: protein kinase activity; ATP binding. The transcript has a single exon. Bases 155 to 1210 code for a protein of 351 amino acids. NCBI's taxonomy places the organism in Eukaryota, Metazoa, Arthropoda, Insecta, Lepidoptera, Nymphalidae. The record is from RefSeq and is a predicted model, not a curated record.